Molecule: messenger RNA, 357 nt
Organism: Cooperia oncophora
Lineage: Eukaryota; Metazoa; Nematoda; Chromadorea; Rhabditida; Trichostrongylidae
Source: the annotation of a GenBank genome assembly
AUGUAUCUGACACACGUCAGCUGUUAUGAAUCCUCAAGAAAAUUAGCUGACAUGAUGACUAUAGCAUUAGUGGUAGAACUAAUUUCUACCGUACUCUCAUUGUUAUGUCUACCAAUCAACAUCAUGUUCGUCUACGUUAUCUCAAAAGAGAGGUACCGAAUCUUGAUGGCAAUUCCGGCCAGCAAUUUGGACAUCUUGAUGUCCAUAUUCGCCACAAUCUUCUUCAAAUUUCCCAUAUUUGGCGUUUUUCCGGAGAGUUUCUAUGGAGAAAACUGGUCGAUGGUGCCAGUAGCAGGCGUCAACUAUCUCGGUCAUUCACAAGCUAUUGGCAUUAUAUUUAUAGCUAUCAACAGGUAA